Molecule: messenger RNA, 1545 nt
Organism: Saccostrea cuccullata (small rock oyster)
Lineage: Eukaryota; Metazoa; Mollusca; Bivalvia; Ostreida; Ostreidae
Exons: 3
Coding region: 1-1545 (514 amino acids)
Biological process (GO): retrotransposition
Cellular component (GO): ribonucleoprotein complex
Molecular function (GO): single-stranded RNA binding
Source: RefSeq, a predicted model, not a curated record
AUGUCUUCAAAGGCCGGUAAAGCUAAAGGUAGACGCUCUGGAAAUACCGUAAACAACUCACAGAACAAAAGAACUGAACAGAGUUCACCCGAGGAAUCGACAGAAAGAACAGAAAGAACAAUAGCGGAAGAAAAAGUUGAAUCUAUAGAAAACGGCCUUAAAAUGUACAGAAAACGUUGCAGGUAUGUCGCAGAGCAAUCUGAAAGUAACAGUGAUGAACUAUAUUAUGUGAGAUCAGAGAAUGCACAAUUACGCAGUGAACUUGAUCUAAUGCGUGCUAUGAUGAUAAAUAUGGACCGCAGAAUGCAGAACAUGGAGUCAGAAAUCACAGACAUGAGAUCGCGUUCAAUGCGUGACAAUAUUAUGAUUCAUAAUUUAGCAUACGCAUCUGAUGAAAAGCUGGAUCAACAGGUUCCUAAUAUGUUGAAGGAAUAUCUUGGGGUUGAGGUGAAGUUCGUCCGAAUACACAGAAAUAGCGUAAGAGGAACGAUUAAUUCAAGGCCAGUAUCCAUCACUGGUAAAUUGGUGGACGGCAGAAAAAAGGAUGAACUUCUCCGCGCACAAAAACAGAAAAGGGCAGAAAAAGAGGAUCUACCAGACCCAAAUACAUUAGGAGACUCAGGCUCAGAAAUUUCUGACCACUGUUUUAUGCCUUCUACUGGUGUUACUACUCGUAAAGGUUCUACUCCAGCUACUAGCAAAUCUCCAAAAGACGGUCAAAAGGAUAGCCAGAAGGGAAUUCUUUCCUCUGAGUCCUCUCCAAAACGUACGCAGGAAAAUUCCAUGCAAAUAACAAUGGAUUCAAUUCAAACACAGCUGACCGAGAUUAACAACGAACUCAAAAAGACAAUAAAGGUUAGUGAUAUUCAAACAGUUGUGAGAAGUGUUGUAGAAAAAUUAUUUAGUAGGUACCAAGAAAAGUUUGAGAAGAAAUUGAACGAUGAAGUCGUAAAACUCAGAGAAGAGAAUGAGAAACUACAUCAAGAAAACAAAGAUUUGCAGAAAGAAAUUAGGGAACACGAAGAAGUAUUAAACGACUUGCAUAACAGAACGGAAGAAAACGAAUGGAUGACAAGGUCAGCAAUUUCAAAAGCAAAUUUCAAUGAACAAUAUUCGAGGAAGAAUAAUUUAAAAAUUCAUGGUUUACCAGAGAAGAAAGGGGAAGAACCCUUACAGGUUGUGAAUGAAGUGCUCGAGGAAGUGGGCGAACAGAUUAAAGAAGAUGACGUUCUAGCAAUCCAUAGGAUUCCAGGAAAGAAAGACCAACAUCGGCCAAUUAUAAUAAAGCUUAAAACCGUGGAAGCCAAAGUAAAGGUCAUGAAGAAGCGAUCGGACAUUAAAGAACUAGAGUUACAGAAUGAUGUCAAGGUCAAAGUAACGGAUGACGUGACACAAGAGAAUGCAGCCCUUAUAACAAGACUCCUGCAGGACCACAGAAUAUCCGCGGCAUGGUACUUUAAUGGGCACAUUUACGGAGAAUGCGGGAAACGAAGAAUCAAAUUUGAUUUAUACGAUGAUAUUGACAAGAAAAUACGGAAAAGAUGA